Drosophila hydei is the source of this 1144-nucleotide messenger RNA. RefSeq lists its product as uncharacterized. The transcript is spliced from 3 exons. Bases 78 to 1028 code for a protein of 316 amino acids. Lineage: Eukaryota; Metazoa; Arthropoda; Insecta; Diptera; Drosophilidae. The record is from RefSeq and is a predicted model, not a curated record.
GAUCGAUUGAGUUGUAUACAAAAUAGACCUAAGCUCAACAAAAGAGGUGUUAUAAAAAAUACGAUACGGCCGUAAAAAUGGAGCAGCUUUCGGGUGUUAUGAUAAUAAUUAUCAUAGGCGGCGGUGUUCUGACUUUUGUAAUGCUCUUUAUAUUCGCCAAACGCCAGAUAAUGCGCUUCACGUUGCGUAGUCGUCGUGGGCCCCACGUCCCAGUAGGUAACGAUGCAAAGAAGGCGCUGCGCCGUGAAAUUGAACGCAGAUUGGACUGCAUACAAAAGAUAGCACAGGAGCCAAAAUUGCUAUGGACCGAUACAGACAAGUAUAUACUGCAGCCGGGCCCGGAACAGGAACUUCCGCCCUAUUACUAUCGAAUGAAGGCCGUGGACGAUGUCAAAUUAUUAGAGUCAGAAAUAGCGCGCGCUGAUGGUAGCACACGUCACGCACAUGAAAGCUUGCGAGCCUUUCUUUUGACUACGCUCUCUGUUACGCUUAAUGGUACUGGGCAGCGCAUAAUACAUCAGUUCUGCGACACAUAUGAGCACGCACGUCACGAUCCAAAUGAGUUUGGUAAGGACGAAUACGAGGUUUAUUAUCAUAUGUUGCUCAAACUAAUGGAAGCUGCUAAGCAGCUGAAGAACUACAAUUCAAGGAAGGCUUCACCUGCGCGCACUCCACGUAAACAGAAAAUGCAUUCGUUGCUAGAUCCAGCUCGAUUGCGUCCGCCACCCGUCGUGGAGCCACAGAGCAGCGAGCUUACAGCUGGUCAGCAUGCUAAAGUUAACAUGACGCUGGGAUUGCAGGGUGAUGAACUUGUGGCCGCUGAGCUGGCUACCAAUCCCUUGCACCUGCAAGCGCCAGCGGAGCGAGAUCUUAUCAUACGCAACCGCAUAAAGACGCCUACGCUGGAUGAUAUUGCUGUCGAGCCAACAGUGGAGCAGCCUCAUGGCGAUGCGAAUGCCAAUACAGCGGAGCAUGAAAUAAUGAGCAUUUCGUCGGUACAACUGCAGCGAAACUCGAGUGUUGUCUAAAGACACUGAUAUGCCAGCACGUUCCACUUAUCUGCAUCAACAGUUACCAAAGUCGAGAUAAAUAGAUUAGGAGUGCCGAAUAUUAUUUUCCUCUCUUAGUUAAUAAUGCAUGUAAU